CCCCCGGGUUGGCGCGGAGCAGGCCCCCGGCGGGGUCCUUCGGCGACGGGCACGGAGGGAGCGGGACGGCGGCCGCGAUGAACCUGGAGCUGCUCGAGUCCUUCGGCCAGAACUACCCCGAGGAGGCCGAUGGGACGCUGGACUGCAUCAGCAUGGCCCUGACCUGCACCUUCAACCGCUGGGGCACGCUGCUCGCCGUGGGCUGCAACGACGGGCGCAUCGUCAUCUGGGACUUCCUGACCAGGGGCAUCGCCAAGAUCAUCAGCGCCCACAUCCACCCCGUGUGCUCCCUGUGCUGGAGUCGAGAUGGUCACAAACUGGUGAGUGCUUCCACGGAUAACAUCGUGUCACAGUGGGAUGUGCUCUCUGGAGACUGCGACCAGAGGUUUCGAUUUCCUUCACCUAUCUUGAAAGUUCAGUACCACCCUCGAGACCAAAACAGGGUUUUGGUGUGUCCCAUGAAGUCGGCGCCGGUGAUGCUGACGCUGUCAGACUCCAAACACGUUGUCCUACCUGUGGAUGAUGAUUCGGAUCUCAAUGUUGUGGCCUCCUUUGACAGGCGAGGGGAAUACAUUUACACAGGCAAUGCCAAGGGGAAGAUCUUGGUCUUAAAAACAGACACUCAGGAUCUCGUUGCUUCCUUCAGAGUGACAACUGGAACCAGCAACACCACAGCUAUUAAAUCGAUUGAAUUUGCUCGGAAAGGAAGCUGCUUUUUGAUAAACACAGCCGACCGGAUAAUCAGGGUGUACGAUGGCCGUGAAAUUCUCACUUGUGGACGAGAUGGGGAGCCUGAACCCAUGCAGAAGCUGCAGGAUUUAGUGAACAGGACACCGUGGAAGAAGUGCUGUUUCUCUGGUGACGGUGAAUAUAUAGUGGCAGGGUCAGCACGACAGCAUGCCCUGUACAUCUGGGAGAAGAGCAUUGGCAACCUGGUGAAAAUCCUGCAUGGGACCAGAGGGGAGCUGCUCUUGGAUGUAGCAUGGCAUCCUGUCCGACCCAUCAUAGCUUCUAUUUCGAGUGGUGUUGUCUCAAUAUGGGCUCAGAAUCAAGUGGAAAACUGGAGUGCCUUUGCACCUGACUUCAAAGAGCUGGAUGAAAACGUGGAAUAUGAAGAGAGAGAGUCGGAGUUUGACAUUGAAGAUGAAGAUAAGAGUGAACCAGAACAGACAGGUGCUGAUGCUGCAGAAGAUGAAGAAGUGGAUGUCACGAGUGUGGAUCCCAUUGCUGCCUUCUGUAGCAGUGAUGAGGAACUGGAGGACUCCAAGGCUCUGCUUUACUUACCCAUUGCUCCUGAAGUUGAAGAUCCAGAAGAAAACCCCUACGGGCCUCCACCAGAUGCAGUUCAGAGCUCUUUAGCUGAUGAGGGAAUAGCCUCUGAGAAGAAGAGACAGUGCUCCUCUGAUGGACCCCAGGCACCAAAGAAGAAGCCCAAAACCACCAACAUUGAACUACAAGGAGUACCUAAUGACGAAGUCCAUCCGCUGCUGGGUGUGAAGGGAGAUGGUAAAUCCAAGAAGAAGCAAGCAGGCAGGCCUAAAGGAUCAAAAGGUAAAGACAAAGAUUCUCCAUUUAAACCGAAACUCUACAAAGGGGACAGAGGUGCUUUACCUCUGGAAGGAGCAGCGAAGGGUAAAGUGCAGGCGGAGCUGGGACAGCCUUUGACAGGUAAGGAACCCAGCGGGAGCGUCGUUGCCUUGCUUGGUGGCCUUGCUUUGUACAGACCCUGACUUAAUAUAGUCCUAGUUUUAUCUUCCCAAAUGGCACUUGCUCACUGAAUGUUCAGCUGCUGUCAAGGAGAGGCAAAAUUUUACAUUCUUGGAAGUGGAAGUGCUUUCAAUGUUGGUAAUAAAACUGCUGUCCAUGCCUGUGUUACUGCACAGCAAGGGCACCUGGGGUUGCAGCAGAGUUUGAGCACUGUUUCAAAGGCAAAACAUCCUUUGAUAACUUUUAUCUUUUUGAUAACUUCUAUCAGUUCUUCCGUAAACAGUAAGAGGGUUUGGGUGGGUCAGUGUUGAGGGGGGAAAAGUGUAAAGAGUGAAGGCUUCUGAAGCUGAAGUUGACAUUUUGUGCCAUCAGUACUAGGCAGAAUGCUGAAGAACAGCAAAGUUCUGUAAGCAGAACUAGGAAGUGGAGCAUUGGUAAUGGUCCCUUUGGUGAAUGAACCCCGAGAGAAAAUCCAGGAGCUGAAUUUUCUUCUCCAAACUACACAGCACCUUAGUUAAAUGCCAGGCAGCGCAGUUGCUGUAAGUGAGGGUAGGUUUUGGCAGACUUUAAUCCUUUUCUCCUCUGGUCAUAUUUUGUUGGUUGUGUACCAAACUAGGACUGUCGCAGUCACCUUUGUUGGGGCCCAGACUUAGUCUCUCUGAGACUGUUUCCCCUCAGUCUCAUUUGCUACUUCAGCUUCUUAACUGGGAAAAGUUCAUUUAAGCUCAGUGAAGAAAGCACUUGUUUGGCUGAAGUGAUGUGGACUCCAUUAUUUAUGGCUUUUGGACUGUAUUUAAUAACUCAGGGAUACAUACACAGUUUCAAUGGUGUUGCUAUAUUAAAUUUUGCAUUUCCUUGAACUCAGCAGCUGCUGCUGUUGAUUUUAGACUGUACAGAAGUGAUUUUAUUCCCCCCUCUUCCUUCCCUCACUGCUGGUCCUAUGCUACCCACCUUGCUCAUUGUCCUUCCUGCUCAGCUCCUGUCCCGUUGCUUGUACUAGCACUGGCAAUUGCUAUUUGCAGAAAAAGGGGAUGGGAUGGAAGCAACUUAAUCAGUACGUGGGGAAAAUGGGAGGUGGGGUGGGGUGUUUUCUGGGUUCCCAUUUAAUCCUUUCACACUGGCAAAAUCCAGAAAUUUAACAGAUAUCCACGAAUAUCCUUAGGCCUUGGUCAUAGCCUGGGAUGUCCUCAGUAGCUUCUGGUGUUGGAUUUACUGGACAGGGUGAUUCUCUUCCGAAGGCCCAAGUCAUUAGGGGCAUCCAGUGUGUCUGAAAGUGUGAUAGUAAGGGAUUACCUGGAUUGUGGGGUCCUCAGGUGUCUCUGCUGGCAUCUGUGACACAUCCUGACUGCUCUGUUGUACAUUGCUGGGUGGACAAGCCUGGUUUGAAGACCAAAUGACCAGAACCAUUAGUUUGAGGAGCAGGCCUGUUGGUGCCUUUCUUUCCUCAGGCUGCAAAUUAACAUGUCCAUAUGCAAAAGGAUAUAAAUGAGAAAGUGCACUAGGAACAACAAUGUGGCUUCCAAAAGGAAUUUCAGUCAUCAUUUGCCUCAAAACCACAGUGUUUUGGCUCUUCCAUGGUCGAGUAGCUCUGCAAGUACUGUACAAGCAGUCUGGUUUCAGAGAAGUAGUUGUAAUAGCAAGUAUUUUUGUGCAGCUUUUUCAAGGUAACUUUGUCAUCAGCUUGUUUUACCUGUUUGCUUGAGCUGUGUUUGUAGGCAGGUCUCUACUUUCUUCUUGCAGCUUGUGAUCACUGUUGCCUUGGUCUGUUCUGAGAGCUGGGAACAUAAUGCUCCCAUUGCCUCUGGCACGGUUCAAAUGAAGCAGUGUAUUCCAGACAGACUCCUUUCUUGGUUUGGUUUACAUAUCCUUGCAAAGCCAUAUGUGGGAGGAUUUUUGUGUGGUUUGCCUGUAGUGCUACCAGGGAGUUGUUAUAAUAGAGUCUGACUUGCUACAAAAGCCAAGAGUGGAAUUUUACUGCUGCUGAGUUUGGGAUGUGCGUACCCAGGCCAGGCCAGUGAGCUCUGGGGUUUGGGCACUGUAAAAUGGAAGUUUUCUCAUGAACAGAUGCAUUUAAACCCACGUUCCCCACUUACUUCACCCAUCUAGAGGAGAUGGUAGAGCUCUCUAAAAUAGACUUUUAGCCUUUGUUGCCUGGAAGCACUUGAAGGUGGUUUUCUGUGGUGCUGUUCUUUGGCUUGAUUGGGAUAUAGGCAAAGAAUCAAAAUGAUGGGCUUCUGUCUCUCCUUAGGAUCUGUUGUUGUGCCUCCUUCUACACUUAAGAGGAUUUAAUAGAUCCAUGCAGUAGAUCUCAGUAGUCAGUGUUGGAAGUGUCUCUGUAAGUCAUGUUGUGAGAAGAACGGAUUGGCCUCUAAAGGAGCUGUCACUUGGAUCUUUCCAAACUCACAGUAGUCUUUUAGUCCAUGAAGCUCAUGCCUGUCUUCCUUAGUUCCCCUUAUGCCUUGCACUUACAAUUCCUAUUUCGGGCAGCUAAUUUUCUCUUGGAGUUGCUGGUGUUCCACCACAUGUAAAUACACACUUCCCCAUUCAAAUGGCCACCUGGGAUCCUGCAGCCAGGCUGCCUUUCCUGCCUCUCAUUCAUUAAGCUGUUAAUUCUGCUAGUUCCUUGGGCUGUUGCUUUCUGAAGUAACUAAUCAGCUGCUAAAACAAGUCACACAAAAGCAUUUCUGCUCUGAUACCCCCUAAUACAGUGUCUUGCUGCAAGCUGCAUGGCCGGGACGUGGAGCUUGGCACUGCUGCAUCUCUGUCACUGUGCUGUGCAGUCCGGAAUGUCUUCUUCAAGCUGCUGUGUCAAAAUUGGGCUUCAAACAAACUGGGAAGCUUGAUCCAUUUUGUAGCUUUAGAAUAAAAUCUUACAAUUUGGGUUAAGCCAAACUUAGGUGGGACUUGUUUUCAGUCGGGCUUUUGCUCUCAGGUUUUGGGGUUGUCGAGUCAAAUUUGACACCAGGUAAGUUGGUUUGAAGCUUUGUGAAGUAAAAGCUCAAGAGUUUCUCAGCCACCUUGUCACAGACAGUAUCUUGUUGGUCGUAUCUCAUUCUGGAAAGAAUGGCUUCAUCUAGGAAACCUUGUUCUGCUUUAUCUGGAAAUGCUGCUGAAUUUGGUGGUCUCUGGUUUCUGGGAACGUCUGUUGGAGGCUGGUUACUUACUUUUGACCUGUCUUUGAUCUCUUUAGCAGGUGGUGCAAUCUCAGAAUUGUUAUGAAGACACUCUCCUUUAGCUUCCUGUAUUCUUUCCCAUAUUGGCACCAUAAUGUGGAAACUAGAUGAAAUGCUCAGUCAGAGUGGACUGACUAACACAGCAGACUGAUUGCUCGUGGAUUCAGGGAGUGACUUUUGUAUGAAAUGACUACGGAAGAGGAAGCAGCCUUCAUUCCUCCUUACCUGCCUCUGCAUGGAACAGUGUAAGAUGCUAACUCUCAGGUCAUGCGAUUUGCAAAGAGGCUCGUUGGACUGCCUUUGUGGUGACGUAUGGAACUGUGUCUGAAGUGAGCUGGUUCCCAACACUCUGCCCCUCCAGAGCUUAUCACCAUUGUCUUUUAAAUCCCCUUUUUUUUGGGUUCCUGGAUUGAAGAAUACCCAAAGUGUGUAUUUUUGUUCCUGAUGACUGUGUAUCCUGCAAACAUCCCUUUCUUUGCUGUUAAUUUCCAUUUCAGUGAGUUGUGAGUCCUUCCAUGCCAGCUUCAUCACCGUACCAGCUUUUGGGUUAGCUUGCUCUGAUGUCUUCUGUGCUGACGCUGCUGCUGAUUAUGUGCCAGGUUUGAUUUCAUCUCAGGUGAAGAAUCAAGACACCCUCUGAAGUCUGCAAAGAAUGAAGCUUCAUAUUGUGAACAGUUCAGACAUGAAGGAUGACCCUGCUUAUGGGAGAAAGGAACUCUAGAUAAAAUACUCAGCUGAUACUCUCUUUUAGCCUGUGAUACAAAAAGCAGCAUUGGCAGUUUCUGUCCUUGCAAAAGUGGUUUUAUUCUGUCCUUUUCCUGUGCGGUGCCCUACCAGAAGCAAUUGGUUUCCUCUUUAGCUGGUGGGAACUGACAGAUAGAGAAAAACCAGAACCCUGAACUGAAGCAGUAGUUUUUCAGGGCUUUUUUUCCCCACUCCUGGAUCAAGAAUGGAAGAUGAAUGCUAACAGCUCAUUCCCAGCCAUGCUUUAACCAUUUACUCCUUAAAGAUGGUUGGACUAUUUUCCUUGUGGGAAUGGAAAGAGACACUUUGUCCAAUACCGACAGCCUGACAGCUCUGUACCAGACCAACUGUCUGUUAGAAGGUUUUCAUUCCUCAUGCCCCUUGCUGUAUAGUUCCUAUGCAAUUACUUAGAGUUUUCCCCCAGCUGUAAUUAUUGAGCUCAUCACCGUGUAUUGGAAUUGUCAAAGCCUCCUGCAGACGUUAAAACCCAACAAGAGGAGUCAUGAGGAGAUUUCUUCAGUUGCCGUCGGAAACGUGCAGCAGUUGCAUGAGAUACAAGUAUGGGAAGAGAGGAGACAUUUGAAAUCAGGAGGGUUUUUAAAACUGGUGGUUUAAUUUCUGGCUUUGGUGCAGUGGCUGCUUCAUGUAAUGAAAUCCAUGUGUACAGUAGGAGUUUUCUUUGUUCUUUCUGCUUGUAGGAUGACUUGCAUCUCCCCUGGAAUACUGUUCUGUCAAACCCACCCCCGUGUGGUGUGGCUGACCCCACAAGCUUUAAAGAUGCACAGGCAGUGGUUCUCUAGAUUGUUCUAAAGCAUAUGAUUUGCCACAGACUCCAGCCUCUGUUAAACCUUUGCUGUACAGUGUAUAUGUCCUUGGUUUCUUUCCUUCCAUCUCCUAUUUUAUUUUUUAGUAUCUGUAGUUUUGUACAAUAUUUGUCAGAUACUGGCUUGGUGGUAGUCUACAGCAGUGAUGGUAGGUUUUGUGCUUGUAAAUAAAGAGGUAUGUUUCAUUUCCUAAAGUCAA
Molecule: messenger RNA, 6647 nt
Organism: Strigops habroptila (Kakapo)
Lineage: Eukaryota; Metazoa; Chordata; Aves; Psittaciformes; Psittacidae
Gene: RBBP5
Product: RB binding protein 5, histone lysine methyltransferase complex subunit
Exons: 13
Coding region: 78-1730 (550 amino acids)
Cellular component (GO): Set1C/COMPASS complex
Molecular function (GO): protein binding
Source: RefSeq, a predicted model, not a curated record